Messenger RNA from Drosophila pseudoobscura, 737 nucleotides. RefSeq lists its product as uncharacterized. The transcript is spliced from 2 exons. Bases 45 to 398 code for a protein of 117 amino acids. The record is from RefSeq and is a predicted model, not a curated record. Lineage: Eukaryota; Metazoa; Arthropoda; Insecta; Diptera; Drosophilidae.
GAAGUGGUGCCAGCCGCAGUUUUGUGGUCAGCGGCAAACGACACAUGGCAUGCACAGCAGCAGAUGGAGAGCAGAUGGCGCCGGAUGGCGUUGUUGCAGUUGCAGUUGCAUUUGCAGUCGAAAUGGACCAGUGGACGGGUGUGCACCGGGCGUUCAUCAUACGCGCCUACUACAAGAGCAACGACUCCAUCAGCGCCGCCCAGAGGCUGUUCAAGAAACAGUUCAGCAUUUACCAGACACCUCCCACGAAUGUGAUCAAGUCCUGGCUGCGCACCUUCGAGGGCACCGGCUCCUCGCAGGCUGGCGGCGGCACUCGCUCCUCUCUUCCACAAAUCUUCUGCACCAUUUGCAAUAAUUGCCUGAGUAAUGAGAAAAACUUCAGCAGCUCCGUGAAGUGAAGGGGUCCCUUGGUUUUUUUUACUAGUAUUUGUGUACAUGUACGAGUAUCUCAUAAGUUAGCGUAGAUUAAUCGUGAAUAAACAUUUAUUUUUUUUGGCUAAUUAACAAGUUUGCAAUAUCAACACGUCUCUCCGUUUGUCAGUCUUUCAGUCUGUCAGCAUGCUUGACCCACUUGAUGUGCUUUUGAAUUUUAGAAAUAUGUAAAUCAAAUUCUGAAACAUUUCGGGGACAAGUUUAUGUGUCAUUAAAUUCCCCAAUUUUAUACUAAAGGCUGUAAAAACACGAGCAAGCCUUGCCCCAAAAGUGUGUCACAUCAACAUUAAAAUUCGAAAUUCAAA